Dermatophagoides pteronyssinus (European house dust mite) is the source of this 542-nucleotide messenger RNA. RefSeq names its product cuticle protein 16.8-like. Lineage: Eukaryota; Metazoa; Arthropoda; Arachnida; Sarcoptiformes; Pyroglyphidae. Gene Ontology annotation, molecular function: structural constituent of chitin-based larval cuticle. Gene Ontology annotation, cellular component: chitin-based extracellular matrix. The record is from RefSeq and is a predicted model, not a curated record.
CACAUCAUAUUUUGGAUGCGUCUUGAAACAUAUAAAAACUAAUUAACCUGAUCAAAAGAUAUUUCAUUGAUUAUAUUGUUUUGCUGUUUUGUUUAAAAAAAGAAAUUUUUGUUUUUUGUUUCAAAGAAAAUGUUCAAACAUCUUUUUAUCGUUCUUUUUUUUGCCGUUUAUAUGGUUUCGGCUGCACCAACACCCGAUGAUGAAAAACCAGAUCCAUAUUCAUUUGCAUUCGAAGAAACUGAUGAAUUUGGUACAAAACUUUCCAGACAAGAAUCCGGUGAUGAACGUGGUGUAAUUCAAGGUCAAUAUUCAUAUACUGAUGCUACCGGUUUAACACGUACUGUUCAAUAUAUUGCUGAUGAUGAUGGUUUCCGUGCUAAUAUUAUUUCAAAUGAACCAGGUCUUACCAAUAGUGCACCAGCUGGUGCUAACUAUCAAGUCCAAUAAAUAAAUGGUUCUCAAAUUUAAACGAUUACUACGAACAAACCUACCAACAAUCCAGCCAAUUUUCGAUCACUAGCCAAAUAAAUAUCUAACUUUUU